This is a messenger RNA of Pyricularia oryzae 70-15, 1713 nucleotides long. Its product is annotated as FAD binding domain-containing protein. The record is from RefSeq and is a predicted model, not a curated record. The transcript has 2 exons. NCBI's taxonomy places the organism in Eukaryota, Fungi, Ascomycota, Sordariomycetes, Magnaporthales, Pyriculariaceae. Bases 1 to 1713 code for a protein of 570 amino acids.
AUGGCAACACUCGAGAGCGACAACGAUGCGAUCCUCGACAUCCUCAUCGUCGGGGCGGGACCGGCCGGCCUCGCCGUCGCCUCUCGGCUGUGCGAGCGGUCCCCGUCGGCGCUCUUCACCGACGAGGAGCACCAGCGGUACCACUGGAUCAAGAAGCACGGGCACAGGAUGUCGCUAAAGUGCAGAAAGGGAGGGGCUGUGAUCCCGAGCAGCGGCGGCAGCUGCUGCAGCGACGCCGGCGGCGAUGCUCCGCCCAAGUGCCGGUUGCGGUACAAGACGCUGGUGCUGGACGCGACGGGGGACAGCUGGAUGAACAGGUGGAACAAGCUCUUUGCGACUUUCCAGAUCUCACACCUGCGCAGCCCCAUGUUUUGGCACGUCGACCCGGCAGAGAGGGAUGCGCUGCUGGCCUGGGCGCAUGAGCUGGGGCGGCAGGAUGACUUGGUGGAGUUGAGGGGUUGCGUGGGCAAGGAGAUCAGCAAGCAUCUCCGCAAGUCUAGGAUAUCAAAGCACUCAAAGCAUCAUUCGGUGGUUGAGAUUGACGAGCGUGAAAGAAAAGACUACUACACGCCGCCACAGGCUGUGUUCGCCGACCACAACAAGAGCAUCGCCAACAGAUACGGAAUACAAGAUGGUCUAAUCCGGCAAGGACGGGUCCAGGACAUCAAGUAUGCCAAGUUUCCCAACGUCUCCAGGACAGAAGAUCUCUUCCAGGUCAAGAGCGAGGAUGGCACUACACACUAUGCCCGGUCAGUAGUCCUUGCUGUGGGGCCAGCAAAUGCCCCAAACAUCCCUGCCGGCAUCGAGGGCCUAUCUCCCGCCCCAGGACAGUGGGAGCAACCCCCGCGGACGUCGCACUCGAUGCGGAUAACACACGGUCAAAUACCGGAUCCGGCAGUCCAGAAGAUUGUAGACUCUGGAAGGACGACAAACGUGCUGGUCAUCGGUGGAGGGUUGACAUCGGCGCAGAUCAGCGACGUCAACAUCCGCAAGGGGGUCACAAAGGUGUGGCACAUGAUGCGAGGCACGGCCAAGAUCAAAGCGUUCGACGUGGACCUGGCGUGGAUGGGCAAGUACCGCAACGUGGAGCAUGCAUACUUUUGGGGCGCCGAGUCGGAUGAAGAACGGCUCGAGCAGAUCCGCAAGGCCCGCGGCGGAGGAAGCAUACCGUCGCUCUACUGGAAGAAGGUAAAGGCGCACAUGGCCUCUGGGAAGCUGGAGCUGAGGCAAAAGACCAGGCUCACCAGCGCGAGCUUUGACGAGGCGUCGCAGAAGUGGACGGUCAAGACCGAGCCGCCGAUAGACGAAGCCGUCCUACCAAAGUUUGACUUUAUCUACUUUGCAACCGGCAUCGAGGCCAACGUCGAGACCCUGCCGUACAUGCAGACGCUGCUAGAGUCGCACCCCAUAGAGACCCAGGGCGGACUUCCGUGCCUGACCGAGGACCUCAUGUGGAGGGACGACGUGCCGCUUUUCGUGGCGGGGCGCUUGGCUUCGCUGAGACUGGGUCCAGCAGGACCAAACCUGGGAGGUGCGAGGACCGGCGCCGAAAGAAUCAGCUGGGCCCUGGACGAAUUCCUCGAGGAGAGGUUGGCAAGUGAGGAGUCGGAGGGGUUCGAGCCGGAGAUCUUUGACGAAGAACAGGUGGCGUUUGUGACUGGUAGGAACAACCGAUAUCGCGCGCUCUCUAUCGAGGGUGAAGAGGAGUGGUGA